Messenger RNA from Rhodotorula toruloides NP11, 1200 nucleotides. Its product is annotated as coiled-coil domain-containing protein 75-like protein. The transcript is spliced from 5 exons. The record is from RefSeq and is a predicted model, not a curated record. Gene Ontology annotation, cellular component: kinetochore. NCBI's taxonomy places the organism in Eukaryota, Fungi, Basidiomycota, Microbotryomycetes, Sporidiobolales, Sporidiobolaceae. Gene Ontology annotation, molecular function: nucleic acid binding. The coding region runs from base 1 to 1200 and encodes 399 amino acids.
AUGUCCUUGUCCGACUCUGACGUCGACUUCGACGACCCGCGCUUCCUCGUCGACACGCCCUCGACUUCAUCAGCCCCGCUCUCGUACCAAGACCGUCGGAAGCGCAAGCUCAUCGAGUCGGAGGAGAAGGGGCGCGCGAAGAGUCGCAAGCAGCUGGAGGAGGAGAAGCGCGAGGUUGGGCUCAGGACGGACUUGAUCCAGCGCGCGAAGGAGGACGAGGAGCGAGGAGGGGAGAGCAAGGCGUUCAGGAUGAUGAGCAAGAUGGGCUUCAAGCCGGGCGAGGCGCUGGGCAGGAAGAGCGACUCUGGCACCUCGACUCCCGACGAAGUUGCGUCAGGAGGAGGAGGCAUCGGCUCGACGGGCUCGCGGGGAGGGCUGGGCUUCACAAAGGCUGCUUUCACGCCUGUCGGAGCUGAGACGGGCUCGAGCGCGGAAGGGAGUCCCGCUCCGUCGACCUCGACCGCACGAACGGAACCGAUCAAGUUUGAGAUGCGGACAGGCCGCACCGGACUCGGCGUCCCCCAGCCAAAGCGCUUCCUCCCCUACCUCUCCGCGCCCUCCUCCUCCUCCGCCGCUGCAACCUACGCACGAGACGCGCACUACGCUUCCCUCCCGCUCCCAGACCUAGAAGGCUACCUCUCUCGCCUCCGCUCAACAAUGGACGACCGCCGCGCAUUCGGGCUCUUGCGUUCUGCGCGGAGGACAUGCGAGGAAUUGGAUCGGAGAGCCGGGAUCGAGGAUAGUCCGAUGUGGAGGGACCCGGAGGAGGUGGAGCGCGACGAGGAGAGGAAGAACAGGAGGAGGCUGUUUGAGAGGGUCGACAAGGAGGUUGAAAGCGACGAGGAGGAUGUGAAGAAGGCGGAGAGCUUGUUUGGCGCCAAGGUGGAGGACGAGGUGCCGAGGGGCAAGAAGGGAAGGGGAGACUUGGCGUACGAGACGGGCGUCAGCGCGACGGUUGUCGAGACGGAGGACGAGGAGGCGGAGAGUGCGGCGAGGCAGCAGGUUCCCGCAGGCGAGCGGACGGUGCAGGAUGUCGAGGAAGAGGCCGAGUGGUUCUCCUACGAUGUCCGCACCCGCCUCGCCCUCACGCUCACCUACCUCCGCAACAAGUACAACUACUGCCUCUGGUGCGGCUGCCAGUACGACGACCGAGCCGACCUCGAGGCAAACUGUCCGGGCGAAGCGGAGGAGGACCACUAG